Molecule: messenger RNA, 1080 nt
Organism: Aspergillus fumigatus Af293
Lineage: Eukaryota; Fungi; Ascomycota; Eurotiomycetes; Eurotiales; Aspergillaceae
Product: putative NlpC/P60-like cell-wall peptidase
Source: RefSeq, a predicted model, not a curated record
AUGAAGUACCUCUCCAUUGUCGCUGCAUCCCUUGCAGCCAUCCUUCCCUCCGUCAGCGCCUACCCCAUCACCGGCGACGGCGUCAACUGCCGCUCCGGUCCCGGCACCAAUUACCCCGUGGUCAAGUCGUACCCCAAGGGCCACGAGGUCUCCAUCGUCUGCCAAGCCCCCGGCACCGACAUCAAAGGUGACAAGCUCUGGGACAAGACCUCCGACGGCUGCUACGUCGCCGAUUACUACGUCAAGACCGGCACCACCAACUACGUCGCCAAGCACUGCGAUAGCGGUAGCGGCUCCGGCGGCGGCGGCGGCUCCUCGGGCAGCGGCUCCGGCAAGGCCAUCGUCGCCGCAGCCCAGAAGGAGAAGGGACUCCCCUACGUCUGGGGCGGCGGUGGCUGCAAGGGACCCUCUGGCGGUGGUUUCGACUGCUCCGGGUUGACCCAGUACGCCGUCUGCCAGGCGCUGAAGAAGACCAUCCCCCGCACGGCGCAGACGCAGUACAACUCGAACAUGGGCAAGCGGAUUCCGCGCGCACAGGCCAAGGAGGGCGAUCUGCUCUUCUGGGCUACUGGCGGUGACUGCAAGAACAAGGUUGUCCACGUUGGUAUCUUCAUCCGGGACGGAUGGAUGAUCAAUGCUGCGAAGACGGGUACCCCUGUUAGGGAACAGUCGAUCUGGACUUCUUAUGGAGGAAUUUCGAUCUGCCCUUAUGUCAUGAGGUAUGUGGGUUUUUCUUCGGCACUGUGGAUUGAGCUAAUGAUUAUGCAGAUUCUGGUAGAAGAGUUCUCGAACCUAUUGCAUGGGAUUGAGCGGACAUACUUUGGCAGUUUUGCCUUUCUUUUGAUUUCUCCUCGACUGGGCUAUACAGUCAACUGCUUGCCUACUUCGCACUGUACAAAUUUUCUUCAAUUCGAUAUAGACGAACUAAUCGGUCUUUUGUUGUUUCAUUAUGCGUUUAAAAACAAGGAACCUUUCUCAGACUAUCAGACCUGUUGCUUGAUUCACGAUGUCUGGGGGUUGCGUUGCGAGCAUUCUCGGCCACGGCACACUUCUGCUACAGUACAAAGCAACAUAACAUAA